Messenger RNA from Owenia fusiformis, 892 nucleotides. Lineage: Eukaryota; Metazoa; Annelida; Polychaeta; Sabellida; Oweniidae. The record is from the annotation of a GenBank genome assembly.
GUAAACCAAUCUAUGUCGGAACAAGCAAUUGUCUUUCCGAAGUAUAUUCACUGGAUUAUUUUAGGAAUUAUGAGAAUCACUUUGAAGGCCAUUUUGUUCUAUACAAACACAAGACCCUACCGUUUGAGGUACAGGUGAUAUAUCAACGGUGCUACCAGGUCCAUGGUACAUGCAAUUGUGGGGCAGCUGUUAAAGCUGGAGACUCUGUAUUUGUGGUUGAUAGAUGUGAACGUGAUAUCAGGGAUCAACCCAUUUUUGGACGUGAGGAGGAAAGAAGGUACAGCCCACCAAUGAAGACAUUUGCGUAUGUCUGGGAUGGUGAAUUCACUCCUGGAAUUAGGAUCCUUAGCAAAAGUGGAGGAAAGAAGUACAUUGUUUACCUGUCAACGGGUACAAAGAUCACAAUAGAACAGACAUACGGUCACUUCAUCAAUGUUUAUGUAACUGGUGGGGCUGGAGACUUUGACAAUACAGAGGGUCUGUGUGGAACAUUCAAUGAUAAUCCCCAAGAUGAGUUGAUGAUGCGUGACGGAACCAUAUACAGAGGGCCAGGCAGUGAUCGUGGUGGCCAACCAAAGGCCUUCAGUCAAGAAUGGAGAGUACCUGAAUCCGAGAGAAUAUUUGGAGGUGUGUCCAAGACAGGCUGGCGUCCACCAAUGGUGUGUGAGUGCCAUGAACAGGAGGAUAACAACCCAUGUGGAUAUGACUACAUCACGGAGCAUUGCGACCAGAUAGAGGAAGGUACAAAAGACAUCACUGACAGAUUACCAAUAGUGAACAUGGAAAGUUUCCAAGGUGAUGUUCCGAUGCAGGUGCCUAUGAUGAUGAGAAUGCGGGUACGGAGACAAGCAGUAGAUUAUAACUCAACGGACUGGGAGGGACCAAUCAAAAU